GCUUUCUGUGCUGAGAAAACAUGGAAAGAUUGUUUACAACAUCUCUCUCCACUCUGUCGCAAAUAAAGUUCGAGAACAUCAAUCGAAUUGUGGCAGAAAACUCUUCAACCACAGGGUCGAGACUGAAGAAGGGUUAUAAAUUCUGUGUUGAAGAAUUUAUUCAUGGAUAUCAGGACCAGAUCGAGGUGAAUGAGCAAAAACAAGACCUGCAUGGUGAGGAUGAGAAACGUAACUUCGAGACUCAAGGAACAAAGACAAAACGUCCGCACACCUGUCCUCUGUGUGGAACGAGCUUCAGAAAAAAAGUGAAACUUGACAUGCACAUAGAGACUCACAGUGGAGAGAAACUGUACGUCUGCUCUGAAUGUGGAAAGAGUUUUUCAUGGCUCGACAGUUAUAAACUGCACCAGGAAACGCAUAAAGAAAAGAAAGAUCAUGAGUGUUUAGAGUGCGGGAAGAGCUUUAUUACAACUGGUCAUCUGAAUCAGCACCAACGAAUUCACACUGGAGAAAAACCGUACAAGUGCUCAUAUUGUGACAAGAGUUUCAGUCAAUCUUCAGCAAUGAAAUCACACGAGCGAAUUCACACUGGAGAGAGGCCGUUUACCUGCACUCAGUGUGGUCAUGGUUUUAGGUCCGCAUCAAGUCUACAACAACACAUGAUCGUUCACUCAGAUGAGAAGCCUUAUGCAUGUUCGUUCUGUGAAAAGAGAUUUUCACGUCCUGGCUAUUGUAAGCAGCACCAGAAAACACACAGUGACCAGAGAGAUCAUGUGUGUUUAGAGUGUGGGAAGAGCUUUACUACUGCUGGUGAGCUGAAUCAGCACCAACGAAUUCACACUGGAGAAAAACCGUACAAGUGCUCAUAUUGUGACAAGAGUUUCAGUCAAUCUUCAGCAAUGAAAUCACACGAGCGAAUUCACACUGGAGAGAGGCCUUACUACUGUCCUCCAUGUCAGAAGAGUUUUCGAUUUUUAUCAAAUCUUCUCAGACAUAUGAAGAUAUGCAAGUCGUCACGGUGAGGAUUGUUUAGUUUUCAGAUCAAAUUCAUUCAAAAACACUAAGAUGAAAAAAUGUCGGUCUGAAUGUAGUGAAAUGAUCUGAGAACUACAGUAGAAGCACUUAUUGCUGAUUAAGGAACUAAUGAGUUUCACAAAAAAAAUCUUGAAAUGUAAAUAAUUAAAAUCUUUCAUUUUCUUUUUGUUAUUGUUUGUAUGAUUGUGUUCUGAUUUUCUACUACUUUGUGUAGUUAAACUUAUAGGAGUUGUAAGACGUUAAUCAGUAACUGCACAUUACUGAGUUUUCAUGUGAUAUAUUUUAGUGCCAUUUUAGUGAGAUGCUUUGAGAACUAGAAAAACUUGUUUCUAAUUCAGAAAUUAAUAUGUUUUACAAGAAAUUCCUACAGUGUGAAUAAUAAUUAGUAAAUGUAUCUUUUAAUGUAUGUUUGUAAGGCAUUCAUGGCAUUUGUUUACUAAUGUCCAUUAUAUUGUGUUCUGAUUGUACACUAGUUGAACAAUAGAAGCUGUAAAAUAUUAUAUUUGUUUCAGAAUCAGAAAGAGCUUUAUUGCCAGGUAUGUUCACACAUACUAGGAAUUUGUUUUCGUGACAGAGCUUCUACAGUGCAACAGAAUUACAGAGACAGGACAAAAAACAGACAAUAAAUUAUAUUUUAAAAAAUAGAAGUAAGUAGUGAGUGCAAAUAUACAGAUUGACAAGUGUAUGUACAUGUUUAUUACUAUAUACAACGUUAUAUGUGCAGCUGUUAUGUGCAAAUUGGCAUGUAA
This is a messenger RNA of Danio aesculapii, 1784 nucleotides long. RefSeq names its product gastrula zinc finger protein XlCGF7.1-like. Gene Ontology annotation, molecular function: RNA polymerase II cis-regulatory region sequence-specific DNA binding; DNA-binding transcription factor activity, RNA polymerase II-specific. The transcript is spliced from 2 exons. The coding region runs from base 21 to 1022 and encodes 333 amino acids. The record is from RefSeq and is a predicted model, not a curated record. Gene Ontology annotation, biological process: regulation of transcription by RNA polymerase II. Lineage: Eukaryota; Metazoa; Chordata; Actinopteri; Cypriniformes; Danionidae.